This is a messenger RNA of Chrysoperla carnea, 1302 nucleotides long. RefSeq names its product mevalonate kinase. Gene Ontology annotation, cellular component: cytoplasm. The transcript is spliced from 2 exons. Lineage: Eukaryota; Metazoa; Arthropoda; Insecta; Neuroptera; Chrysopidae. Gene Ontology annotation, biological process: cholesterol biosynthetic process; isoprenoid biosynthetic process. Bases 126 to 1274 code for a protein of 382 amino acids. Gene Ontology annotation, molecular function: ATP binding; mevalonate kinase activity. The record is from RefSeq and is a predicted model, not a curated record.
CAGCGUUACAAGAAGAAUUGAAAUCAAUACACGCAUUCUCACAAAAAACUUUCACAACAGAACAGUGGCAAGCACAACAAAAAUCAUAAAUUAAUUUUUUAUUUAAAAUAUUUAUAAUUAAUAAAAUGGGAAAAGAAAUAAUAGUCUCAGCGCCAGGAAAAAUCAUUUUACAUGGUGAACAUUCUGUUGUUUAUCAUAAAGUUGCUAUAGCAGCCAGUUUAAAUCGACGUACCACAAUUAAAUUAAAAAUUCAAGACAACGAUGAUCAAUUAAUCAAACUUUUACUACCCGAUGUUAACAUCGAAAAUGUAUUUAAUUUAACACAACUACAAAAAUUAUUCGAAACAAUGCCGUUAAAAUCAACAGAAUUUACAAUUAACACUCCAAAUAUGAUAGACUUUCCAAAAUUUCUAGAACAAAUUACAAAUUACUUAGAAAAUUCGAUACAAACAUAUAAUUCCUUAACAAAUGCCCAACGUAUGGCGUUAAUUGCAUUUUUAUAUUUAUUUAUUGGAAUUCUUCGAAAUUCUACAUUAAAUUCAAUUGAAAUUCUUGUUAUAUCUGAUUUGAAAAUUAGUUCAGGUACAGGAAGUUCUGCAUCAUAUUGUACGGCAUUAGCUGCUGCGUUUUUAGUCUAUAAACAAAAUUUAACAAGUAUUACAGGGGAAGAAUUAAAUAUAAUUAAUGCAUGGGCGACGUUUGGGGAACAAAUCAUGCAUGGAGGAGCAUCCUCGGGAAUUGAUACAGCAAUUUGUACGUAUGGUUCCCUUGUAAAAUUUCGAAAAGGUGAUCCAAUCGAACAAAUUCAUUUACAACAAUCGUUUCGUAUCAUGUUAAUAGAUACACUCAUCCCACGUGACACAAAGAAAAUGGUGCAAAAAUUAUGCGAUUUACGUAAAAAACUUCCAACAGUUGUGGAUCCUAUAUUAAAUUCUAUGGAAGCAAUUGCUUUGGAAGCUUUACAAUGUAUUCAAACUAAUUCAAAUUAUGAUAAUUUACGUGAACUUAUGAAUAUCAAUCAAGCGCUAUUAUGUGCGUUGAAUGUAUCACAUGAAACUUUAGAUGAAAUUUGUAAGAUUGCAAAGAAAUAUAAUUUAGGGGGUAAAUUAACAGGGGCUGGUGGAGGUGGAUAUGCGAUUAUUUUGUUACCACCAACAUUAAAAAAUGAUGUAGAAAUGAAUUUAAUUUGUGAUUUGGAAUCCUUGAAGUUUAAUGUUUUGACUACAUUUAUUGGAGGAUCUGGAGUUCAAAUCGAUAAAAUUAUAAUAAAUUAAAUAAAAUAUUUAAUAAAAAAUAUGAUUU